GCCGCCCACUUCCCUGUUCAGCCCUUCAGCCCUCAUGGCGUUUUAUUUCAGGAGAGGCCGAAGAGGCCAGUUUAAACAUAUAGCUCAUGGCCUGAUCCCUGCAGCUACCAUAGCUCCUAAACCUGCUGUCCCCCGCACCCCUCCCCCUCGUAGUCCAAACCCUUCUCCAGAAAGGCCCAGGUCUGCCUUGGCAGCAGCUAUUCUUGUGACAACCCUAACUGGUCGGACUGUUGCUAUGCCUCAGCCUCGUCAACGGUCUUUUUCUGAAAGUGAUACCAGCUACUUGCAGGAUCAAGAAAACUAUAUUGAGCCAUAUGCAACAGUCACUGAGCUGCGAAUGGGUCCAAACUGGAAGAGUGAUGGUGAUGAAAGGAGUGCUGUGCAGUCUUUGGAAGUAUCCGCCAGUUGUUGUGACGAUGAAGACAUGGAUACGUAUCCUUCAGACACUGAAAAAGAGCCAGAUCCAAGCUAUCAGGUUAUUGAUAAAAAAGAAGACAUCAGCAGGGAGGCUUUGUAUGCUGUUCCGCACAAAAUUCAACAGGAAAGUCUCCCGGUAUCAACUAGUGGCAAUGGUGAGGGAGAUGAUUCUUCUAUCCGUGAACCUGCUUGUCUCAUUCAUCCAACUAUCCAGGUGGAAGAAAUUGAACACUCUGGAGCGAAUUUUAAGGUAGAAAAAAACUCCACUGAAAAUCCAUUGAAUGAAAAGCCUCCACCAUCCCCAGACAUAGCAAUUCGCAGAAAGCAAAGCCAGAUGGAUCUCCCUAGAGAAAAGUUCCAGAAGUUAAAAGAAGAAAAUUGGCAGUUAAACAAUGCAAAUGAGACCCUAUUUUCACAACUUGAGGAGACAAAGCAGCAAAUGAAGGAAUUCCAGUUAAAAGUUAAGAAACUUGAAAAUGAAAAUCGACAAUUUAAAGAAACUGCACGGAAUUCACAUGAUGAGGAGGAACUUGCAGAAUUGCUUUUAUUAAGACAACAGGCCCAGGAACUGGUGGAUGAAAAUGACAGUCUGAAAAUGACUGUUCAUCGUUUAAAUGUGGAAUUGAGUCGCUACCAAGCUAAAUACAGGCCAAUUUCACCAAAUGAGGGUCUAAAAAUUGGAAGCCUGCCAAUGAAAAAGCCAAUACCCCCAUGGCUGCUCGAUAUGAAAUAUUUAUCUCCUCUUCUGCUGGCGUAUGAAGACAGAAUGAGGGAAAAGGAAGACUUGAUUCUUGCACAUGAGGAGGACAUGAAGAUAUUUAAAGCAAGAGUUGAAGAGGUAGUGAAGGAAAAUGAACAGUUACACCAGAAACUAAGUAAAAAAAGUUCUGUUACCACCAAAGAAUGGCAACAGCUGCAAAGCCAAGCCAAGCUUGUCUUAGAGGAGAAUACAGUACUAAUGGAACAGCUUAAAAUACAAGAAGCAAAAGCAAAAGAUUGCCUCAGCCAACACGUCCAAGAAGUUUCCAAAUUAACAAAACAGCUGAUGGCUUUGGAAGCCAAAAAACAGAGCCAAGAAGAGGAGCUGAGAGAGUGUCAAAAGCAGCUGGAAGGAUUGCACUCCACAUACAGAGAGCUGAAAGCCAGCAUUAAAGAUCAUGUAACUGUGAAGGAGCAUGUGGCUUUGGUAAAUAAAUGUAAAAGCCAGCUGAAGGAAGAACAGGAAAGGAGAGAGACAGAAGCACAGGAAUUAAUGGGAAAGCUGGUAUCUGUGCAAGCAGAAAAAAAGAGUCUCCUAAUAGAGAAAAAUGACCUAGUGGCUGAAAACAAGGUCCUGGAAGCCGAGCUGGAAAUGGCACAAACAACGAAGAGGCGAUCACAGAAGAAAUUGGGUUUUUUGAAGCAGCAAUUGGAAGAAGCAAUGGAAAAGGAGAUGGCAGCACAUCAGUAUCUAGCAAACCUGAUCAGCCUGGCAGAAAACAUAACUCAAGAACGUGAUCAGCUUUUAAACUUGGCCAGUUGCUUGGAAAAUGAGAAGCAUGGCGUUCUCAACAAAAUAGUAGAAGGGAAUGUACGUCUAGGAAGAUUAGAAGAGAAAGUGAAGGUGUAUAAAAAGACCGCUGCUGGGAAGCUUGGAGACAUCAGCCUCAAAGUGACAGAACAGGAGAAGGAAUUUGCUGGGAAGGCUGCUCAGUACCAGCGAGAGAUGAAGCACCUCCAGCGGCGGCUGCACGAGAAGCAGGAAACCCUUGAUGAAGUGCUGCAGCAGAAAAGGGAAAUGGAACUUGAACUUGAAAUAAUUUGGGAAUCAACCACCAAAGAAAACAGGAGGAUGAAGGAACUCUUGCAUAAAUCUCUGGAGAAGAGGAACACGCAGAGUCCUGUCAAAGCUCAUGAAUCACAUUUAGCUGACAUUUCUCAGAAAGACCUGCUGGGUGGGUAUGGUUUUAGCUACUGUGAUGUGGAGCUUUCCUUCCUUUCUAAAACUCAGAGUCGACAGGAACCUGUGUGUUAAGGACACAGAUGUUUCUGCCUCUGCCAGGGCAGAAAGAAGGGAAAGAAAGAAACUAAAGUGGUCGAGCAGGAACCCAACAAGCACCCAAAAAUGUAAUCUACCAAAGGAGGCUGCAAUUCUUUUUGGCGAUAUUAAGGGGUCUAGAAAUCUGUACGGCUGUGAUGUGUCUUACAUGAUAGGGAAUAUGGCCUAUCGGUCCUUCAGGGCCCUGGGAAUCUUAGCAUUCAUUCCAAAAAGAACAUUUCUAGCCCUUAUGGACACAAGGAAAAUUCUGUAAACGCAGCCAGCUUCUGCUAGAUAUUUAGAAAGGCGAAGGGAUUUGGAUGGAGCUUCUAAUUGUCAAGGAGUGUCAGGUCUUCCUCUAGCGUAAACGUUGCCCCUCUACCUCUCUUGGUGCUUGUUGGUGGCUCUUUCUCAUACCUAUGAACACUUACCUGGGAUUAUGCCCCAUUGAACACAGUGGGACUUGCUUCUGAGUUAAAUGUACUUAGGAUCGCAUUGCCAGUAAUUGUAGCAUUUAAAAGGAAGUGGGAAGAAGAAUAUAGAAUAGCGAAGAUAACAGAAGUAGCACUCUUCUGAUCUCUCUAGUCUGUUUUGUCUUGAAGCAAUCAACACAGUCCCUUUGUACAUUGCAGGUCUAAUUACAGGUGAAUUAUACACCUGUAAUUCACAAACGCCUCUUUCUGGAAGCAGCCCGAUACAGUUAUUUCUCUUUUCCAGGAACGGAAAUUUUAAAAUCCCUCAAUAUUCCUUAUUAAAAAGUGUAACUUCAGUUUUCUGGUCACAAAAUUUGGAGUUUUAAAAGCACAAUGCCAGCCAUGCAGGGUAAUAGUAGCAAGUUCAUGAAAGUGUUAGCCUCUGUCUAAACAACACUGUUUAGUUUUUUAAAACCUUACAUUCUUCCAUAUUGUCAAUAAGCCGUCCAUUUAUUCACACCAAAGAAAAUUGGUGCAGCCGUAGCUACUGCUGUAGAACCAUUUGCACUAAUUAAAGAAUUUAUUAAGGAACUGUAGAAUUGGCUGUAAUUGCUGGAUUGGGCCUGAUUUAGCUGUGCUUUUACAGAGGUAGGGACAAAGGGAAAAGAAAGUGACUCACCCAUGUAACACCUGAUCUUUUAUCAAAAAGCUUAAGAUAAUUUCUAGUAUUGUGAGGCUUAUGCAGUGUUCAGCUGGAGACAAAGUGGGAGAUUUAGUUGGGGGAUUUCUUUUUCUUUUCUUCACAUACAAUUUUGUUUUAAAAUGAAGUUGAAAAUGCAGGCAAUAAAAAGGAAGAACACGCAAGAACUCAACAAGAUCAUGAAUUAUGAGAAAAAGAGAAAUAAGUAUUAAAAAAUGAACCCUUGUAAAUCACAGUCCUUAGUAUAUCAUGGAUGGCUUUGCGAGACAGUUAAAGUAAACCAGGCAUGAGGAAAGAACCAGUGAUGAGUGAGAGCUUGAGUGUGUGAGUUACGUAACUGAAUCACAGUCAGAAAUAAAUAUAAGCACUUUUUUUUUAUCUGAAUGUGGUCAGAAGCUUGAAAGGUUUCCAAAUAGGAGAUUAACAGAAACCAAGGUGCCAUAACAUCUUUUUUAAAAUUGGAAUUCCUUGUUUGCUGCGUGAGUUUGUAUAUAAUCAUGGUCUUCCAAAUGUUAUCAAUCCACUGCUGCUUAAAAGGUUGCUAAGGAGAUUGCCAAUUACAUGGUGUACUUGACUUCACUACAGAAUGCAAUUGCUUAAGAAGGCCCUUGUGCAGGAAUCUAGGGUUGCUAGGUUCAAAAUGAUGAAGAACCACAGGUUUAGAAAGUACCUGUGGUCUAAUGUGGAGAAGUUCCCAGCAGUAAUCGUCAACAGCCUUCCAUAGCUCCUGCACUGUUGAAUGGUCCUGCCAAAGAUAGGGAAAUUGUCCAUACCCUUUCCCACAGUAGUAGCUGUAGUUUGGACAUAUUAGGUGAAGCCUGGCGGGGGUAAUGUUCCAGCUAUUCAGAACUUUGUAUUGUGCUUUAUUUGUGUUGAAUGAUAAUGUGGCAAAAGACCACCAGAUACCUCAUAUGUCAACUUCCUCCAGAGUUAUACCCAAGUCAUGCUCUCAGGUUUAUACAUAGGAGGAGAAGGCAUGUAGAGAUACAGAGACUAGGUUUGCAUGAUCAGUGGCUUAAAUGAGCCUCGGUGGUUUGUGGCGCCAUUGUGAAUAUUCAAGCCAUGGUGGGUGGUCACUGUGGCUUUGCAUGUUGUGCCUGCUCCUGCACAAUAACCCAGGUUUUUUUUAAAAAAACCUGAUGGGUUAUCAUUACUUGCAAAUGAGGCCAUUCUAUGUUCAAAAGAUCACAAGGCUAUGACAUCCAAAGGCAGUGGAACUUCCAAGAGCAGAAUCCUAGAACAGGAGGGAGAUGUUCUUUUACCAUCUAAAUCACUACUUUAUGAUGUUUCAGUUGAUCCUAAUAAAAAGGAUUAUACUAUAGCUGCUUUUCCCCACUCCCUAAUAGACCAACACAGCUACGUA
Molecule: messenger RNA, 4910 nt
Organism: Elgaria multicarinata webbii
Lineage: Eukaryota; Metazoa; Chordata; Lepidosauria; Squamata; Anguidae
Gene: CEP89
Product: centrosomal protein 89
Exons: 19
Coding region: 35-2431 (798 amino acids)
Biological process (GO): cilium assembly; mitochondrion organization; chemical synaptic transmission
Cellular component (GO): centriole; ciliary transition fiber
Source: RefSeq, a predicted model, not a curated record